AUGUUUCUCAUCAGCUGGAAUGUGGCGGGGUGGGGCUCCACAGCUCGUCUGAUACGGAGCGACUUUGGUACCAUCGCGGAAUUUUUGCGCCACACACAAGCUGAUAUUGUAUGUUUACAGGAGGUAAAGGGCUCGUGGCAGAAGCUGAAAGAUGAGCCAUAUGCAAUGGGCGCUGGUGACGGUAGGCCCGUGUCCGUCGAGGGAUGGGAAUCGUUUUGGUCCUUCAGUGGUAGAGGCCAGCGUGGCUUUAAUGGCGUUGCGACAUUUGCUCGCAAGGGGCUUACGUGGUGGUGUGACUCACGACCUUUUAUUGAGGCGGAUGACAAGGAAGGCAACAGUAGCCCCGAUGCAAGCGACAAAAAGACGAGCACUGUGGAGGAACUGCACGAUGAGGGUCGUGUGCUGGUGACGGGCCACAGCGCCUUUGUAUUGGUUAACACCUACGUUGUGAAUGGACGCAACAGUCAGAGAAUGGCAUUCAAAAUGAGGUUCCUUUCAUGCCUAAAGAGCCUUCUUGCACGGUUGAAGAAGGAAAACGGGAAACCUGUUAUCUUGGUUGGAGACCUCAAUAUAACUUUUCGGGCGGAAGAUUCGCACUGGUCCCAACGUCGCCUUGGUUUUCCCUCCUUCAUGCGACUCGUUCAUCUUGCACGAAGCCUCAGCAAUGACGAGUGGAAGCAGAGCUAUCCAUAUAUUGGGCAAGAUACGGUGUGCCACCUAGAGGGAUACAUUGCGGAACAAACAUUGCAAUUUCUUGUUGACGAAAGUGACGAUCCGCACCCAAACGACGGAAGGUGUGCUCGCGUUGAUAAUCUGUUCUCAGGCCUUACAAAGGAAUGCAAGACUACGGUCACCAUUGAUGGUAACCACUUGCUACAAGAACUCGUACAGAAGGGUCGAGAGUUAAAGUAUCAUCAAAACAAGGGUAGUGGGGCGAGGGUAACGCUGUCGGAGUUGUGUGAGGCGGGUGUUACGAGUGUCUUUGCCAGUACACUCCUUCGAAUGCAGCAGACGAACCACAAUCGGGAUAUAUUUGUUUUAGUGCAGUAUUGUGGUUUGCCCUCGCACGAUGAAGCAGGUGUGGAGUUCAUGAAAGAGCUGCUGGUCGAUUUGAACUUGCGUGACACAAUGUUGGUGGGGCUUACUCCUGAGGCACUUAAUGAUGUUUGUCCGUGCCCGUACACGUGCUGGGAUCAAUCGAAAAAUAAACGAGUGGUAAACGAGGGUAAUCGCAUAGACUACAUUUUGAUUGAUGCGUCGCUAGCGCCAAAAUUGGCUCCAUGCCGCGAUACGGAGAAUAACGUUGUCCGCACAUUAUCUGAGGGCAUUGGACACGCGGGUGAAGACAACGGUAAGAAGGUGGUCGUGGACGGUUGUGAGAACACAUCGUCACCCUUUUUCAGUGAGUUUGACGGUGCAUCCCAUUUGCUUGGCGUACAACGUACAGCGGGGCACGGGGCGUACCCCGCAGCAGCUAUGGACGGUACAGGUCUUCCACCCCUAAAGAAGGAGGCGAGGGACCUGCAGUUUCGUGGACUUCCAUCCACCGGCUUAUUUGUAACACCACCUCAAUACAGCGACCAUUGCGGCGUAUGUGCGUACUUUCCGGAUCUGUUGUUGGAACCCAGGCCCGCAAAGGUGAAGGAGAUACACCCUUGUUUGUAUCGACUUCCAGCAUCUUUGGAAUCGUUCUUCCAAAAGCGGCCAAGAAGUGAAUAA
Messenger RNA from Trypanosoma brucei brucei TREU927, 1719 nucleotides. Its product is annotated as DNA-(apurinic or apyrimidinic site) lyase, putative. The coding region runs from base 1 to 1719 and encodes 572 amino acids. The transcript has a single exon. Gene Ontology annotation, biological process: base-excision repair. Gene Ontology annotation, cellular component: nucleus. The record is from RefSeq and is a predicted model, not a curated record. Gene Ontology annotation, molecular function: DNA binding; endonuclease activity; DNA-(apurinic or apyrimidinic site) endonuclease activity. NCBI's taxonomy places the organism in Eukaryota, Euglenozoa, Kinetoplastea, Trypanosomatida, Trypanosomatidae.